This is a messenger RNA of Ananas comosus (pineapple), 885 nucleotides long. Its product is annotated as rhodanese-like domain-containing protein 19, mitochondrial. NCBI's taxonomy places the organism in Eukaryota, Viridiplantae, Streptophyta, Magnoliopsida, Poales, Bromeliaceae. The record is from RefSeq and is a predicted model, not a curated record. The transcript has 6 exons. Gene Ontology annotation, molecular function: catalytic activity. The coding region runs from base 235 to 642 and encodes 135 amino acids.
UUCUUCCUUGGUUUUGGAUACAUACCAUAUCAUAUCCAGACCAUUGCAAGUCCCCCCCCACACCACCACCACCCACAAAAAUCCACAGAUUUCUCCCCUUUUCUCAUGGCAUCAUCAUCAUCUCCAAGCUCUGUAAAGAAAGAUUGCUGCUGCUGAAAGCAGACGCUGUGAAUCCUUAUUUGUACCACAAAUUAAGACUAUGUAUGGGGCUUUUGUUGCCCAAAUGUUGUGGGCAUGGUGGUGCUCAUCUUGUGGCUGCAAUGUUGCUUGCGUAGCUCGGGGGGAGUCGAGACUGUGGAUGUGGGAGCGGCCAAAAGCCUCGUGGGUUCUGGCCAUCUCUACUUAGAUGUCAGGACAAUUGAGGAAUUCAACAAGGGCCAUCCAGAGAAUGCGCUUAACGUGCCUUACAUGUUCUUCACCCCACAAGGGAGGGAGACAAACCCUCAGUUUCUGGAGCAGGUCUCCUCCAUUUGCAGCAAAGAUGACUUCAUAGUGGUGGGUUGUCAAAGUGGAGUGAGAUCUCACCAUGCAUGUGUGGAUCUUCUAAAUGCUGGAUUCAAGAACGUAAAGAACAUGGGAGGGGGUUAUGGUGCGUGGGUUGAUAACGGAUUUGCCGUAAAGAAACCACAACAAGAACUCUAGUUCGGCCCCAGCACUAAUUACAUGAGGGUCUACUCAUAUAAUACUCAAAAUUUACUUGUUUGCUUUGUUGUUACUUGUUAUAUAUAUUAUUUAUUUGAUCUGGUUAGCACCAAUUUCGAAAUCUUAUUUUCACCAUCCUAUUUGUUAAAUAUAUUUCUCAUCUUGUUUCCUAUCAAAUCGAACCUGUAUGUAAAAUAGUAUCAGAGUCAAUCUUAAGAUCCUGCUAUUCUAUGGUGUUAAAUA